Phragmites australis (common reed) is the source of this 1362-nucleotide messenger RNA. RefSeq lists its product as uncharacterized. NCBI's taxonomy places the organism in Eukaryota, Viridiplantae, Streptophyta, Magnoliopsida, Poales, Poaceae. The record is from RefSeq and is a predicted model, not a curated record. Gene Ontology annotation, molecular function: protein binding. The transcript has a single exon. Bases 69 to 1262 code for a protein of 397 amino acids.
GCAAAUGGUACAGUUCCACUCCAGUGUCGCAUCGAAUCGAUCUCUGCCAUCGCCGCGCCGACCACGCGAUGCCCUCAGCGACGGCGUGCCCGGUCGCCCCCACCCCGGCGGCGCAGCCGGCCCUCCCCGACGAGCUACUGGAGGACAUCUUCCUCCGCCUCGGCGACGCGGCCGACCUCGCCCGCGCGUCCGCCUCCUGCACUUCCUUCCGCCGCGUCAUCUCCAGUCGCCUUUUCCUCCGUCGCUUCAGGUCCCUCCACCCCCCGCCCGUCCUAGGGUUCCUCUACAGUAGCGGCGGUAACGUUGGAUUCCACGCCGCCCAGCCGCCGCGGCGCUCCGCGCCGGCCGGUCGCGCCUUCGAUGAAGCCGUCGACUUCACCUUCUCCUUCCUCCCCGACCCCAGCUGCUGGCGCGUCGGCGACGUCCGCGAUGGCCGCGUCCUCCUGUCCCGGUACACCGCUACCUGCUUCAUCUUCGAGGACCUUGUGGUCUGCGACCCCUUGCACCGCCGGUACGUCCACAUUCCCCCCAUCUCCGGCGACCUAGCGACUUCUACGGGGCACGGUGGCAUGCAGAAAUUCGAGCCCUUCCUCGCUCCAGCUGGCGACGAGCAGGAGGAGGCGGAAAGGUCACUCCGAGUGAUAUGCAAUGUGAUGUCCAAAUACAAGGUCGUCCCCUUCGUCUACUCUUCAGUCACCGGAAAAUGGGGAUGUGUCACGCCUUUUAGCAUUGUAACCGAUGAAUGGAUGGUAUCCCCUACAUCGUUACAGCACCGCUGUGUGCACAGCUGCUUCUACUGGACGGGUUAUUGCGAGAAAGUUAUGCUCAUGCUUGACGUGCGUGAGAUGAAAUUCUCCGUCAUUGACCUACCACCUGAUAGCAACCAGCGAUACAAAACCAUUGUGGAGGCAGGGGAAGGCAGGAUUGGUUUGUUUGUUCUUGGUGAUCGCGAAUUAGACCUUUACAGUAAGACUUGGAGAGACAAUGGUGUCGGCGCAAAAGAGUGGCGGCACGACAAUGUAAUCCCCUUGCCCAACUGUCACUGGACCAUCGCUGGCGCAGCUGAGGGCUACAUACUCCUACGAGGGAUUCUACGGGACUAUUCCCAGUUCUGGAGCUUUCCUUCUAAGCCAGACGCGCACUAUUUCACACUGGAACUCAAGACAUUGCUAAUUGAGAGGCUCUGCGCGUCGAAAUUCGACAUUUUGCCGGAUUACCUGUAUGCUAGCUUUCCACCACCGUUGUCACCGCCAAGUAUAUGAAAUGAUAUUGUUUUCUUCACUUGUUGGGAAUUUAUUUAUGUUGUUGGUGUGCUGCGUCAUGCUACUUAUUCUCAUAGUGCGCUUUUCUGAUGUUGCAACC